This is a messenger RNA of Hippoglossus stenolepis (Pacific halibut), 3864 nucleotides long. RefSeq names its product calcium activated nucleotidase 1b (gene cant1b). The record is from RefSeq and is a predicted model, not a curated record. The transcript has 5 exons. The coding region runs from base 1044 to 2297 and encodes 417 amino acids. Gene Ontology annotation, biological process: proteoglycan biosynthetic process. Lineage: Eukaryota; Metazoa; Chordata; Actinopteri; Pleuronectiformes; Pleuronectidae. Gene Ontology annotation, molecular function: GDP phosphatase activity; UDP phosphatase activity; calcium ion binding.
AAAAGCUGUGCGAGUCAUAUAAAUGAAGACUCUGAUGUUUAAUGACUUUUUUGACAGAUAAGACUUAGUGGGGAUCAUUUUUCAUCACUGGAACCAUUAUUUCAGGUUUGUGUAAUAAUAAACAGCAGACUGGAACCAUAGGGACCAUUAACGGGUAGGGUGAUAGGGUCAUGGCCUGAGGGCUCGUUCCCUGUUCUUCUCAGAGAAAGUAAGAUUACCCUAAACAUUUCUCUUAGUUAUGAACUUAGUUAGCAGUAGUUCACUAUCAGUUAUAGAGUGGCUUUGCCUCUGUUAUGCUAAAAUAAGACCAUCCUGUAUUCAUCCCAUUCUGGGGAAAGUUUUGUUACAGCAACAAGUUCAAUUAAAUUCAAUGUUAUUUGUAUUGCAACAAAUCACAACAUUCCUCAUGCACUAUCUCAAGGCUCCUUAGAUUGUUAUUACAGAGACCCAACAGUUCCUACAAUGAACAAAGACUUGGCGACUGUGGGAAGAAAAAACAGGAGAAGCCUCCAGCAGAACCAGAUUCAGCGUGUGUGACCAUCUGCUGCAUUCAGCAAUGGAUGGUAAAAAUAGAAACAUCAGUAAAAGUAAUACAUAUCUAAUAAUAUAAUAUAACUGUGUGUGUGUGUGUAAUGCAUGCCAUACAUAUUAUACAGUGUGAGCAGAGUUUGUUUCAGGAUUGCACUUAAGAUAUAUUGAAUUUUCACAGAUGGAAAAUGAGUAUUACACAGUGAGAUGAGUCAGAGCUUAGUGAGAUAUAUGUGAUGCGUGCUGCUGCUGCUGCUGAGGUGCAUUCUAAUCGGGUAUAGCUUUUGACAGUGUGUAUUUUCACUGUAUAUUCAGUAGCUUUAGACAGCGACAUCAGCUGAUCGGGUCCACACGGCUCAUACAGUCCACAGUCUCCAGGCAGGAGGAGCUAACGGAGAGAAGCCGCCGACAUCACCGGUCCAUCAGUGGAGCCGAGCAGAGGAGCCUCUCCACCAGGCCAUGAUAGUCAUCAGCCCAAGUCUACGCCUGAUGUCGAGAAUGAAGACAACUCUUCCAUGACCUCCUUCGGUGUUGCCGUCCGAGGCCUCCCUCUGGCCUUGGCGUCCAUGACACAAGCUGCCACCUCCGACUCACGCUUUCACCCAAAAUGGCGGGCGAUCACUGUGGCGACCCUGCUGGGAUUAGUGCUUAUUGUGUAUCUGCACCUGACAGUAGGGGACAGAGACACUCCUACCAGAGGUUACUAUCGCAACAGGGCUCACAGUUUGGAACUGUACAGAGAGGGUCAGGAAGACAUCUUCAGGGACGCUAACAGACAAACUGGCCGUAGCCUUGCUGGCCGUCAGAAAAGGGAAAAGCCUUACAAUGACACUUAUCCGUUAAGUCCACCCGAGAAGACAAGGAACGGCAUCCGGUACCGCAUAGGUGUGAUCGCAGACCUGGACACAGCAUCUCGUAGCUCUAAGGCUCAGACGUGGUUCAGCUACAUGAAAAGAGGAUAUCUGACAGUUUCAGAGAGCGCAGACAGACUGCAGGUGGAGUGGGACGCUGAGACCGUCACCCUGGAGAGUCAUCUGGCUGAGAAAGGACGAGGAAUGGAGCUGUCAGAGCUUGUUGCAUUUAACGGGCACCUGUACACUGUAGAUGACCGUACAGGUGUGGUGUACAGGAUCGAGGGAAACCAGGCUAUUCCCUGGGUAAUAUUAACUGACGGCGAUGGGUCAGUGUCCAAAGGGUUCAAGGCAGAAUGGCUGGCAGUGAAGGACGAGCACCUGUACGUUGGUGGCCUGGGGAAGGAGUGGACCACGACCUCUGGAGAAGUUGUCAACAACAACCCAGAGUGGGUGAAAGUUGUUGGCUACCAUGGCGACGUGGAGCAUGAGAAUUGGGUACCACACUACAAUGCCCUGCGGAGUGCAGCAGGGAUCCAACCACCAGGCUACCUUAUCCACGAAUCAGCAUCUUGGAGCGAGCGUCUCCAGCGCUGGUUCUUCCUCCCUCGCCGUGCCAGCCACGAGCACUACGAAGAGAUCGCAGACGAGCGGCGUGCCACCAACCUCCUGCUGUCCUGCCCUGCAGACUUCAGCUACAUAAGCGUACGGCACGUCGGACCGCUCAACCCCACCCAUGGCUUCUCCUCCUUUAAAUUUGUUCCAGACACAGACGAUCAGAUCAUUCUGGCCCUAAAGUCAGAGGAGGAUGCGGGCAGGAUCGCCACCUACAUCAUCGCGCUCACACUUGACGGCCGUGUGCUGAUGCCCGAGACAAAGAUCGGGGACGUGAAGUAUGAAGGGCUUGAGUUUAUUUGAAAGCGACAGGGCUGAAGGUGCACAUGUUCCUGUAGGCAAACUCUGCAGGGGUCCUUCAUGUCUCAGAUGUUAAAGAACUGAACUAUUUAUAUGCAACACUGUUGUUUUAAGUUUUAAGUAUACAUUCUCAUCUCGGUUCUACUGUGCAAUACCUUAUGACACAAACGUUUAUAUUUCAUAAUUAUAUUACAUGAUGACUGAGAGGUGCAACAGAAGAUAAAAGUGCAGGAGAAAGCCACACAGCCAGGGGAGAACAAAUAAGCUGCAGACCUGUAUGUGACUGAUGUUAGACAGCAGUGACUGUCAGCACACACCAGUCACCACCAAAUAAGAUUUUAAACUAACUUAAGUCAGUGCAGGUAAAAUUAUGGAAGCCUAUUUCUGCCACUUAGUUGAAAAAAAUUGUAUAAAUCAUUAUAAUGAGAAACCUUCUCAAUAUAAUGACUUACUAUCUCAAAAUAACAAGUUCAUAUCCCAAGUUAAUGAGUGUCCCAUAAUUUCACCUUACUAUUUUAUAUUUUAUACUUUUUAAUCUCAUUUGAUUUAGCAUCUUGUUUUGUUUCACUGGUGGAUAUCGGCUUCCUUAUUAAAUAAUACAGUCUCAACAUGGAGUUCCGCAGGACUCACACAUAUUCGAUGUGUUAAUGCUUGACGGUGGGUUUGCCCAAUAUUUUGUGCCGUCGCAAUCAUCUUAACAACAACAAUCACAAUUUCUUUCUUGAGACACACAACAUAGUUAGCUUUCAUGCUAACAUGCUAUGCUAGUUAUCAAUACAAUGCUAAAGAGAAGUAAGUGCAAAUAAAAUCCACAACCAGAUGAACGUACACCAGGGUCACCAGCUGCCUCUGCCUCCUCUUUGAAUUAACAUUAACAUACAAACAGUAUUAAACUGAUUUGAUUGGCUGGUGCCUUCACUGCCACAUAAAAAGUUUAGGGCUACACAACCACACACAGCACGAUAAACAUGUAGCAACAAAACCACAAUGCAGAUCGCCAACGAGUGCCCCACCCACAGCAUUUCCAUAAAAUAUUUCAACACAUACUUGUGAGUCCUGCAUUAAACCUCCUGGUUUGAUGAGACACUUCUGACAUAGAAAGGUUUGCUUAUGUUUCUGUCAUACACCAGAUCAAUGUGGACCUCCUCCACUGCAGCUGAACUCUGCUGGUGGCUAAACACUCAGGGGAACAAGGUGAAACAGCAUGUUCCAAAACAAAUAGAAAUGAAUGUCCUUAAAUGACUUGAAAUAUUGAGCUUAUUCGUUGCUUUUGUAUUUUACUUUGACCUUUUAAGACACUGACGUUUCUCUUAUUAAUUUUGUAUUGAUUUAUAUAUUAAUGGGUACAGCCAUUAUCAUUGUCAUUAUAGCAACCUCUGCUCUGUUAAACAUGAUAAAUUAUUCUGGGCAGGUCCUGCUCAUUUGUUCACUCACAUUUUAAUAAACUGAAUAUUAUCAGCUUUUUAAGCCAGUAGACUGAAAAACCAGCGACUUUAUACAAAGAUAAACAAUUAAUAUAUUCAUUUUGUAUCAUCUGAAAAUACAUAUUAAAAUGUCUUCUUUUCUUUAA